Molecule: messenger RNA, 18268 nt
Organism: Podarcis lilfordi (Lilford's wall lizard)
Lineage: Eukaryota; Metazoa; Chordata; Lepidosauria; Squamata; Lacertidae
Source: the annotation of a GenBank genome assembly
GCCCCGCCCGCGCACCGGAUCCGUUGGGCCCGAUGAUGGCCGUGAAGCGCCGGAAGGGCCCGAUGAUUUGCCGCCCCUUGUACGAUUUGAAAUUCUCGAUCUCGAUCAACUUGAGGAAGCCCAUCUCGGCUGCGGGGCCGGCGGGGCAGGGACGCGAGGGAACUCCGGGCCCGGCAGGGGACACGGGCCAGCGCCGCCCGGCCAGAACCUCAAGGCCCGCGCCGGACCACGCCAGGCCCCUCGGCCGCCACCAGAACGCGAGCGCGCAAACCUCGCGAGGACUCGGCGCCCGGCCCGCUCCAAAGCCGCGGGUCCCGCCUCCUUCGGAAAGCCGGCAGCUGAUAGGGCGCUAUGGCCCCUUGGGGUUUGCAUACGUGGCUCCUCCCUCUUCCCAAGGCGCUCCCGCCCUGCCGGCCCUUCUCUUUUGGCUGAUAGGUUCCUCCGCUUCUCAAUUUGCAUAAAUCGACGCGGAAUUCAGAGCAGGCUGGCUUGUUGGCAUAGCAACCAGGAGGCCGCAAACUUCUGGAGGGAGAAGGUGAGAGCGGGACAGCGGGUGGGAGGUCGAGGGCGCUAAUUGAUAUGAUAUGAUAGGCGCACACACGCCGCAUACCCUCCAGCUCUUCACGGAUGAAAACAGGGACAUCCCAAGGAAAAGCAGGACAUUCUGGGAUCAAAUCAGAAACCAGAACAGCUUCUCUAAAUCGGGGAGGUCCCUGGAAAAUAGGGGCACUUGGAGGGUCUGCACACUGCUUUUCCCCUGACAGGGACUCAAGGCAGUUUAUUGAUAAAAACAUGAACUGCUAAAAACAUGGGGGGGGGAAUAGUUAAAAAACAAUAGAACACUGAUAAAAUUAAAACUGUAUAGAAAAUCUAUUGAAACCAUACAAAUAACUACAAUAAAACAGCACAGCACCAGCCAGGGUCAGCCCAAAACAUUUUGGUGCCUAGAGGUAAAAAAGGUAAAGGAUCCCUAACAGUUAAGUCCAGUCGCGAAUGACUCUGGGGUUGCGGCGCUCAUCUCACUUUACUGGCCGAAGGAGUCGACGUUUGUCCGCAGACAGUUUUUCCAGGUCAUGUGGCCAGCAUAGCUAAGCUGCUUCUGGUGAACCAGAGCAGUGCACAGAAACGCCGUUUACCUUCCUGCCGGAGUGGUACCUAUUUAUCUACUAGCACUUUGACGUGCUUUCAAACUGCUAGGUUGGCAGGAGCUAGGACUGAACAACGGGAGCUCACCCCGUCACAGGGAUUUGAACCGCCGAGCUUCCAAUCAGCAAGCCCUAGGCUUAGUGGUUUAGACCACACCGCCACCCGUGUCCCUUAUUGGUACCUAAAGUGGACCCCAAGUAGUGCCUCCAUUCCCCACCAGGGAGGAAGGGGAAAGUGAAUUGUUUUCAACAUUUUGCUUUGUUGGGGGAUUGAAAUAAAGGCAGUCUUGUGUUAGAACACUGGAGAAGACAGCAAUCACUAGAUCACCUUUAGGAAACCUCUGGCUUAUAAGGUUGUUUCCUCCAAACCACAAAAUGUGGGAAGUAGAGAUAUGGUCUUCCAUGGGGAACUUGAUCAUGCAGGCAAUCCCUGCCACAAUCAGCUUUGCCAGUCAUAUGCUCAAUGCUUGAGAAGCACUGAGCAGAGGCCUUGCAAAGUGCUUCGCACUGAAGUUUCAACGCAACUAGCUGGCUGCCAUACACUUGGGAAACGCUUCCCAAGUACUUUGACAGGUGAACAGAGCAACCCACCUGUCAAGCUUGGUCCAUGAGGUGGGGACAGAUAAGAAUCUGGCCCGCCUGGCUGAAAAGGUUUCCCAGCGCUGAACUAGGCAGAUCUGAUGUUGGAGAAAAGCUUAUUCCAUGCUUACCCAAGACCUAUCUGCAAAUUGUUCCAGAAUAGAUAGAGAGACAGGCCUAGGUAUCUAUUCCCACCACUCAGAUAAGAUUAGUUAGCAAUGGGAUGGAGCUGGGUCUGCUUUAAAAACUUAAAAACUUAAAUCUCUCUUCCUCUGACAAGAAAACACAACCCUCAGUUACAGGUGCAAAGAUGUAUAAAGUGGACAUCCAGCCAGAUAUAAAGGAGGCAGCUGCCAUUGAAGCCCGCAGGAACCGGGAGAAGCAAAGACAGAGCCGCAUCUUUAAUGCUCGCUAUCGCACGAUGGGGGUGAGACAUGGAGGGCUUAUAGAGCCAUGUUUUCGGAGGAGGACUGCCUUGAUUUCAAAGUUCUGGGAAGGACUCCUUAACUAUCCCUCAGAACUGAGAUACCUGUAGGAAGUAAUCCCUGUGCACAGACAUCUUAACCUGAACACUCCUUUCUAAAUUUACUCAGCUUUCAGCUUGUCAGCUUGUUCAGUGAGACACAACAAGAGGUCAUUUAUUGGGGAUGUGGGCUAGGCUUUGGGCAGUUAACAUGCUGCCUUCUAGAUGUUUUGAACUUCAACUCCCUUCAUCCCUGACUAAUUGCUAUGCUGGCUGGAGAUAAUGGGAGUUGUAGUCCAAAAACCUUAAGGGCAUCAUGUUGGCCAAAAAUCUUAAGGGCAUCUGGACUAUACAUUAAUCACUUUGAGAGAGCCAGUGUGGUACAGUGGUUAGUGUCAGACUAGGAACUGGUUCAAAUCCCCACUUGGCCAUGAAGCUCACUUAGGGACCUUGGCUACUCACUGCCUCUUAGCCUGACCUAACUCACAGGUUUAUUGUGGGGCUUAGUUGAGAUGGGGGAGAACCAUGAACCACCUUGAGCUCCUUAGAGAAAGAGGUGGGAUAUAAAUGCAAUAAAUAAUUGAUUCAUAGGAAGUGAUUCAUAAAUACAAGAAUAAACUCUCAGCAAAAAAUCUCGUGAAUAAGGUUCCAACUUCAGGGGUUGAAGUAUUAUGAGUGAAAGCAAGGACUGUUCAUUUUCUGUAAUUCCAUUAUUACAGGCAUCAUUUACAGAUGACAAGUGUUCAUCUCAAUGUUUCACGUAAUAGAUUACUCCUGAUCACUCCUCAGGAGCACCUAUAUUUCAUGGUCUAGAUGCUCAGUGGUCGUAUAUUCUAUAUAUGCAGGCCAAAAGCUUAAACCUUAAGCCUUAAAAGCAUCAGAUCUGUUAGAAAGAUAGGAUAAUUGAUAGCAAAGGGGACAGAGGCACUUAAGGCAGCUUACAGCAAAAAAUAAAGCAAGUAAAAAUAUUGAAGCACAACCACACACAAAAAGCCAGGAUAGCAGAUAAAAAAAUAACCAAAAGCAGCAGGAAAUCAGGUAAAACCAGACCCUAUUCUGUUGCAUCAGUUGGUGGUAGGACAUGUAGCAGGUCCUACCAGAGGAGCUGUGAGAACAGGCAGACUAAUGUGGUAGCGGGUGGUCCUUCUUUAUCCUAAGCCAUUUGGGGCUUUAAAUGUAAAAACAGCAUUUUGACUUGAGCCCAGUAAUGAACCAGAAAUCAGCAAAACUGGUACAGAAAGAUAGAAGCCAAAUAGCUCUGGUCAGCAGCUUCAAAGCUAUAUUCUAAACUAGCUGACAUGAAAUAGGAGAGCUUAUGCCAUUGCAUCUUUCAGGUUCCUGCAUAUUCUUUGUUGUCUUUAUUUGAGAGGGCAGCAUGCAAAAUCCUGCGUUCUGUUUGCUUCUGAAACAGCCACAUCCGAUGCAGCAAUUAACUUGUAAUGUCACUUUUAAGGUGGAUGUGGAAGGUUUGAAGACCCAGGUGGAAGAGCGAAAACUCAGAGAAAUUGCAGAGAAACGACGUGAUGAAGCUUUCGGUAAGUGUUUCUGCUCCAUUUCUCUGUGAGGUCAUUUAUCUCACUUGUCUCCGGGCAUUGGUCUGGGGCCUGAGCAAGUCAGUUUCCCCAACAGUUAAAUUCAAAUGAAAGAAAGUGCAGGAAGUCGGGCAGAAUGAAAUGCAUCAACCUCAGCGGGGUUUGCAUUUUUAAAAAUAUAUCCACUCUUUUGAUCAUAUCAAACAGGCAGAUUCAUAGUUUAAUUUUAAAUCUGGCAGCUUGAAUCUACGUCUUUCUUUAAGAUCUGUUAAUAUUUUAAAUUUAAUCCUUGGUUUUCCCCCCACCAGAUAAAUUUUGAUAACCCUCUUUGCCAUUAUUUGAAUUACCUCACAUUACCAAUAAUCGGUAUACAGUGGUACCUCGGGUUAAGUACUUAAUUCAUUCCGGAUGUCCGUUCUUAAUCUGAAACUGUUCUUAACCUGAAGCACCACUUUAGCUAAUGGGGCCUCCCGCUGCUGCCGCGCCGCCGGAGCACAAUUUCUGUUCUCAUCCUGAAGCAAAGUUCUUAACCCAAGGUACUAUUUCUGGGUUAGCGGAGUCUGUAACCUGAAGCGUAUGUAACCUGAAGCAUAUGUAACCCGAGGUACCACUGUAAUCUAAACUAUAAACAGCAUAUUCAGUAAUACAUUUGUCUUAAUAGCUGAAACUCUUCCUAAUAGUGAGAUUUUCAUCCUUCCCCAUCUUGCUAAGUCUUGUUUUACCUUGUUCCAUACUUUAACAUAGUUAUUCUGAAAAAGUGAUGUGUUUUAUUUGUUAACCAAAUACUCAAAUAUUUCACCCUUUUCUCCACUCUAAUGUCCGUUUAAUCAUCAUCAUCAUUUUAUUAUUUAUACCCCUGCCACACUGGACAGCUUACAGUACAUAUAAAAACAUAGUAAAACCUCAAAUAUUCAAAACCUCCUGAUACAGGGCUGCCUUCAGAGGUUUCUAAAAGUCAGAUAGUUGUUCAUUUCCUUAACAACAGAUGACAGGACAUUCCACAGAGAGGGUGCCACUGCCGAGAAGGCCCUCUGCCUGGUUCCCUGUAACUUUACUUCUUGGAGUGAGGGAACCAGCAGAAGACCCUCAGAGGACCUCAGUGUCCAAGCUGAAUGAUGGGGGUGGAGACGCUCCUUCAGGUAUACAGGACCAGCAUUUUUAAUUUUGCUUGGAAACGUACUGGAAGCCAGUGAAGAUCCUUUAGGACCAGUGUUAUAUGGUCCUGGUGGCCACUCCCAGUCACCAGCCUAGCUGCCACAUUCUAUAUUAGUUGUAGUUUAAAGAUCAGCACCAACACUUUGAAUUGGACUUCCAGGGUGCUGCCAUCGGUAAUGGCGGACUCCCUCUGAUCCGGAGGGACUAGCUCUACGGAAAUCGGGUCUGUUCCGCUACGGCGAAGCGGGGACCCUUUAAAAAAUCACAGGCGGGUGAAGCCUGUGACCGUGGGACUCGGCGGGCACCUUUCGUGCCCCCCCAAUUUGUAAAGGAACCCAAUUACGGGCUCCGGAGCGAAGCGGGGCAAGCGGCGCGAUGCUGAGAGUCAACUGCUUCUUCAAUGGAGCGAAGCCGCACAGCCGUUACCGGAGAGCGCUACCUUUUUCCUGUGACAAUCUGGCUACAAAAACAACUACCCGUGAGUAGUUUAAAUUUGGAUAAUUGGACUCUAAACAACGACCCGUGAGUAGAACGGAAAAUUGGACUAAGAAAUUCCUUUUAAUUUGGCACUGAAGCGGGAAGGUCUAAACAGGAAGUCAGCCUUCCGCUUUUUGUAGAAAGAUUAAAGCAAAGACAUGGCAAGCUAGAGUUUAGAAAAUCGUUUGUAAAGGAUCAACUUUCAUCAUUUAAAAUUACUGAACCCCCUUUGGAAGCAGGAGGAGAGGGGGGAUUUUUUCUGGACCGUUUAAACCUGCAGAAGAGAGUCUAAAGAAAAGCAAAUUUCCACCGUCUUGAACCUGGAAGCGGGGUGUCAGGACAGACGUUUUCGGGAAGUUCAUUGACUAUAGACAAACUUUUUGACAGAUAGUUAAAAGAAGAGAAACAUAGUGAUUCCAUUGUUCUCCUUCGCAGCUAAAAGGAACAAAAUAUUGACAAAAUAUCUGAAAAAGGAAACUUUGUUGUUAGAUCUGCUAAAAAAAAAAAGAGAGAGAGAGAUGGAUACAAAUAGAAGUUCUUCCCCUAGAGGGAGCUUGUGAAACUGUUAUUAAUCUGAACUGGGGAGUUUUGCAGCUGCAAUAGAUUAAGAUCGUGGGAUUAGACUUUGACCUUGCACAACAAUGUACUCGGAGGCUCUGGUGCGUGCUUUCUGCAAAACAAGUGCUUUAUUGGAACAGUUACAUGAGAAGACGGAUUUGAUGACUGAUGCGAUCAGAAAUUUUGGACAGGUAGUGGGUAUCUAUAUAGAACCCACUCAGGAAUUAAUUCAGGAGUGUGCUCUGACAGAUCAGAUGAGGGAGGAGGUUGUGGCUGGACCUCGGGAGGCAGAGAUGGAGGGAACUGUGGCCCAGCAGGAACAUGAGUUGUUGGAUCUGAUGAAUGAACCUGGAAAAAGCCAGAUUUGGAGAGAUAGAGUCUUGUUCGGCUUGGAGAUGGGGGGCUGGAUAGACCCCCCUAUGCAGGGAUGUUUUGAAUUUUCAAAUCUGGCGUUGGGCCGGGAGGAGUUUGGACUUGUGGGGGUCCUCAACCUUGGAGGGACUUUGAAAUAUGCUUUUAAAUACCACAUGGAGUUCAGUGUGGACUAUGGAAAAGGGGCUGAUCUGUCGAGAAGGGACAAAAAUAUUGUCAAGCUGGAGUCUCCACGAGUGAAAGGAGCAGAAGACAAAGUAAAGUACAGGUAUAAAUAUGAAGAUGAUCUGCGGAAGGGACAUGGAAGAGACUUAAGGGCCUCGGACAUAAGGUUGCCAGGUUAAUGAACUAGAUGGAUGGGAUAGAAAGGACUGACAAAACCCGAGACCAGGAGGAAGAGACGCUGGAUGAAGAUUGGAAGAAAGUUUUAAAAAUUCUAUUUAGGAAUGUUUUGCAAAAUUAAUGAGUAUUAGAAAAAUGUUGGAACGAAAUUAUUUGUCUUUAGCAGAAAUGUUAAAAAGAACUAUGUAAGAAUAUGCUAUGGCUAUGAGAAAUUGGUAUAAAUAAGAUUUAAGUUUUAAGUUCUAGGGUUUUUUAUGGCAAGAUAAGGCUAAAAUAGAUUAAGGUAAUUUAAUGACAGAAUAUUAUGAAAAAUGGAAAGGAUUUGCUGAGACAAUUAACAACUAGAAUACAAAAAAGGGAGGUGUGAGGAGGUCGAUGAAAUAAGGUAAUGACAGUUAAGGAUUUGAGAAUACUGGAUCUGCUUUUAUUUACUUUUUUUGUUUAAUUCUGCUUUUUGAUUUUGAUGUAUUAUGUGUUUUGCCUUUGCUUUUUGCUUUUGACUUUUAUCGAUUUGUAUUGUUUAAUUGUUAUGUGUUCUUUUUUCUUCUUUUCUUCCUUGUUUUUCUUUGUAAUCUUAAAACUCUCAAUAAAUAUCAUUAAAAAAAACCACACACUUUGAAUUAUGCUUGGAAACAUACUGGGAGUCAAUGUUGGUCCUUCAGGACUGGUGUUAUAUGGUCAGGGCGGCCACAUUCUGGAUUAGUUGUAGUUUCCAGGUCACCUUCAAAGGUAGCCCCAUGUAGAGCACAUUGCAGUAGUCCAAGCAGGAUAUGCACCACUCUGGCGAGACAGUCUGCAGGCAGGUAGGGUGGUAGACAGCUGCCCUGGACACAGAAUUGACCUAUGCCUCCAUGGACAGCUGUUAGUCCAAAAUGACUCCCAGGCUGCACACCUGGCCCUUCAGGGGCACAGUUACACCAUUCAGGACCCGGGAAUCCCCCCCGCCCACUCCCUGCCCCCCCAAACAGUACUUCUGUAUUGUCAGGAUUCAAUCUGUUAGCUGCCAUCCAUCCUCCAACUGCCUCCAGGCAUUCACACAGGACAUUCACCACCUUCACUUGUUCUGAUUUGAAAGAGAGGUAGAGCUGGGUAUCAUCUGCUGUCAGGGACUGGGCAAAGGAGGAAUGGUGGAGAUCGCCUACCUAUCCUGACCCUUCUAGGGAGGAGAAAGAGGAAGACAGUAUAGAUUUACAACAGGGGUUUGAGGGAGGUUGCAGCUCAGAGGCAGAUGAGGGGGAAAGUUGGGAAAUCAUGGGAGAGCCAGAGCAACACCUGGCUGACACACUGUCAUUAGAAAACAUUCCAGACCCUCCAUCUCCCAGAACCCGGUGAGCCUUACAGGUAGGAGAGCAAAGAACUCAAAGACAGAGGACACGUAGCAGCACCUGUAGAAGAGGUGAUGAUGUUGAUGAAUGAGGAAGUGGGAGAGAUGGGGUGUGUGGAGAUUCACUUGGGACAACACCAUUAUCCAAGAGGCUGGGUAGCCUCUCUCUGUAAAGACUGAAAUAAAAAAGGACUGUUAGAUACUUUCCCUUGUUUUUAUACUUUCCUGGGCAACCAGCCAGGAGCCACUGACAGUAUCUUGACAUCUGCAUACUGGUGAACACCCACCCAAAUUCCCUGAUGAUCUCUCCCAGCGUUUUCAUAUAGAUGAUGAAAAGCAUGGGGGAGAGGACAGAGCCCUGAGGCACCUCACAAGUGAGAGCCCAGGAGUCUGAACAUUCAUCCCCCAACACCACUUCCUGGGCUCGACCCAGGAGGUACCAGCGGAACCACUGUAUGACAGUGCCCCCAGCUCCCAGCCCCUCUAGACCAGCGGUCCUCAACCUUUUUCAGCCGGGGGCCGGUUCACUGUCCCUCAGUCCUUGUGGGGGGCUGGACUAUAUUUUGGAAAAACAUAUGAAUGAAUUCCUAUGCACACUGCACAUACUGUAUUUGUAGUACACAAAAAACAGGAAAAAAUAAAAUAUUUAAAAUGAAGAAUGAUUUUAAUCAACAUAAAACUUAUAAGUAUUUCAUUGGGAAGUUUGGGCCUGCUUUUAGCUAACAAGAUAGUUAAUAUCUGAAUGAUGAAUUAUUGUACUGUCAGGUGUUAAACUCACUGGCAUCAAUUUUGGUAUACCUGCAGAAAUGUAGCCUCAACAUGACUGUCUUCCUAUGUUGGAACUCAGUGCGUGUUUCUUUUACCAUGACACUGGAUUUUCUGAUGGUGCAGCAAAUUGAUUCUGUGUCACACAGGUAAAUGUUUUGGUAAAUUUACACAAACUGAUGCUCUAAAUAUGUUGAGCUCUAACCCGUGUUUGGUCCGAUUCAGAAGAGUUCCCACCACCAGCACUCUAGACGUCUCCACGAUUGUUUCAUCACCCUGAGCUCUGGGGAAAACCACAGGGCUGUCCAGGCUCCAUGUAAUCGGAGAGGGCACUUCAGAGCCAAACAGUCGAUAGCCCUGGUUAACUCCGCAUUCCAGUGGGCCACCAGGCUGAGAUGGCUGAGAGGCCAUCAACAUGGGAUAAAACAUCCCCUAGCACUCCUGUUCAAAUCCAUUAAGUGGCAGGGUUCAUCUAAAUCAGUCUUACCUCCCUGCGGAGGGGAAGGUUCGCAGAGAAGUCUAGUUGCACCAGGAAGUGAUUCGACCAUGGCAUUUCUUUUUUUUUCACUUUUACUUAGUGUCAAAUCACCCACAUUUCACAGAGGUGAACACCAGGUCUAAGGCAUGUCUGUGGCUAGAACAUGCACUCAGAAAACUGGGUCUUCCCAAUAGGAUGCCUGGUGUCAGCUAAUUACUUCCAAAAAUCACUGCAAGCCCCCCUCCCUGCCCACAUGACCUGGGUUGCUGUCUGUAUGAGAAACCUGGCAGACAAGCAGCGGCAGGAACAGGCCCAUCUGCCAUGUCCAACCAAGUCUGCCAUGCCCAUCUGCCAUGUCCAAUCAACCCUCUUGGCAGGGGGUUGGACUUGAUGGCCCUUGUGGUCUCUUCCAACUCUAUGAUUCUAUGAUUCUACAAAUGCAAAGUCAAUUCCUCUAUCCAUGAUCAAAUCAUGGAUGGCCGUAGUCUUGUGGAUCAUUGACUUGGCAUUGCACAGCAACACCUUAAGUCAUGUGGGUCUCCCUUGUUGAUUCCGGUAUCCUUCUGGUCAUGACCUGACCCAGAGGCAGGGAUAGCCUUCAAACAAUGACUAAACCUGCCUCCUCAGUAAUGACAUGGUCUGGUCCUAGCAUAACUCCUCCUCCUAUCAGUGAUCACUGAGAUUGGGUGUACAUCUACCCAGUGGAACCUGCCCCAGCCAUUCUGUUAACUUGGGCCCACUCCCAGGCAGCCCUGCCCUCCCCCUUAAAACAAAAUAAGCAACUGAAAAAAGAUACAGUACAAUACAAGUAAAAACACUUUAAAACAACCCCAAUGCAAAUAAAAAUCCCAUCCCCAUUAAAAUGAUGACUUUAACACAAGGGGGCUGGCCCACGCCUUCAUCCCACCCUCAAAGUGUGACACUCAAAGGGAUGACCCCCCCCCCAGCAACUGCCCCAGCAGCCAUCCACCCCCCUCUCAGCAGCAGCAGCAGCAGGAGUCCUCCGAGUGGGGGGAGAUGGCAGUCCCCAAGGAGGGACUGCAGGGCCAGGUAGGUGGAAUUCAGGGCAAGCAGGCUUUGUAACGUUGCCCCAGCAGCUGGUUGAUCUCAACUGGAGCAGUAGCUGUUCCCUCUGUGCCUGCUUGCCUGCCCAGGGACCUAGUCCCUGCAGAACUCUCUGCUAUCCUCUUUGUUGCUGUAGCGGUAGCAGCAGUCCUCAGAGGAGGGGAGACAGCAGCCCCUCCCAAGACUGGACCCUCUUUCUCUUGAUGUGUCAGAUUUCUUGCUAGGAUUUCAGUUUUGUCUUUGUUUAUAUAGAAAGGAACUAGAUCUCCAAAUAGUUUUAUCUCCCUUAAUACUAUCUUCAUUUUAUCCAAAGGAUUAUCAACAAAUAAUACCACAUCAUCUGCAAAAACCCUAAGUUUGUAUAUCUGAUGCCCAACUCGAACUCCAAUUUCUUUGCUUUCUGCACAUUUCCAAAAUCAAUAUACCGUAUUGGCCUGAAUAUAAGCCGCACGUAUUUUUCCAAAUUCCAGCCAUGAAAAGUUAAAGUGCGGCUUAUAUUUGCGACCUUACUGCACGGCUCCCCCCCCCCCCGGAAGCAGCCCAGGAGCAUGAGGCAAGGGCGCGCAGCUUGCCUGCCGCUCCCAAGCCUCCCCCUGGUGCUGGCUUGCUGAGGUAGUGCCAGGAGGCGGUAAUGCCGGGAGGCGGCCUGCGUCUGCAAAUAAGCCUUGAAUUUUAAAGGUGUGUCUCAUUUGCGGGUGCGUCUAAUAUUUGGGCCAAUACGGUAAACAAUAAUGGUGAUAAUGGACAUCCUUGUCUUGUUCCCUUUAUAUCUCCAGGUUUGUCAGUCAGUUCAUUUUCAUGAGGCAGACACAGCAACGACUAACAGCAUCCUGUGCUGUUCUUAUGCAGAUGCAGAUCGGGUGCAGUGCGACAAGAUUGCACAAAUGCUGGAAGAAGAGGAGCGCCAACGGAAAAAGCAGCUUCACCAGGCUGUCUUGGAUUUUCGCGAGCGGGAGCAACAGCCCUCCAUGCGCCGGGAGUGGGACAUCCAUGACCCAGAGGCGGCACGCAAAGGCCACCCAGCCCGCGUGAGUGAUGAUGACCCUCGCUGUGGCCCUUCUAGCAUGCAGCGCUUUGCUGGUGAGGACCUGAAUGCGAACGCUCGGCAAAAACUUCUAAAGGAGCAGAACAAACGCAUCCUGGAGGAGCAGAGAAGUGAACGGGAGAAGGACCUUGCUGACCGUAAAUAUGCUGGUAUGUUCAGGAUGGGGUGUGUGAAAUGCCCUCGAGAUCCUUUGCUUGGGGACACAGGAGUGCGAAGCUGGUGUUGUGUGGGAGGAGGCCAUGCAGCUGCUGUGGUUGACAAAGGAAUGUGGAGAAUAACAUCUAGCUAGUCCCAGCAUUAGCCCUGCCCAAGACACUCAAGUGCCUCAGGUGGAGUAAAUCAUUCUGCACACCCAGUUUCCUUGUGACAUACUUGGCCUCAGUUCUGGGUGAAAAUGUAGAACUGCAAGCUUUAUUUGUUUCCCUUAAGCUCUUCUUAAGACCGUUUGUAUUACUCAGAAGUUGGAAAUGAAGGAAUUCUCCUGCAUUUUCUACAAGCAUUUCCAUGCUUUACUUUGCUAUAUAUUUUAUGACUUUAAAUCUCUGCUGGGGUUCUCUCACCAAAGAGUUCUUGCCCCAAAACUGGGUCUUGACAUCCAGGAAUUCUCCCAUUCAUAUUUUUGGCACCAACAAGAUUUACCCAACUGGAAUACUGGUUUUGCUCUUAAGGAAUAAUUAUAUGUAGCUGCAUAACAUAGAGCUGGAAGUCCUUUUAUUUUCUUCUUCUUUAUCUUUCUUUAGGUUUCUUUUACUUUUCUCUCAUUUUCUCAUUCUUUAAGUUUCUCCUUUCCUUUUCUUUCUUCUGACUUUGUUCUUUUAGACUAAGUAGCUGUUUUAUCUCAGUAUAUUAUAGAAACAUACUUUGUAAUGGGUGUAUAUUUUUGUAUAAGUAUCAAUAUUUUUUUUUGUUUUUUUUAAAAAAAGAUUUACCCAACUUGACUGAGAAGUUGGAGGUGAAUCUUUAAGAGCAGUCUUUCCCAAAGUGGGUGAUACCACCCCUGGGGGGCGCUGGAAUGAUUCAGAGGGGUGAUAGUAGCCUCAGGUGCAAUGGGGGGGGCACUGAAUAAAAAUAAGGGCACGGUGGGUACGUAAUGACACUUACCGCCAGGUUGGGUGCUGUUGCGUGAUGGCGACAAUGCCUCCCUUGGACCCAGUGGUCCUGCUGGAGGUGGGGGUUUUCCCAGGCUUGGGUGAACACUUUUCAGCUUCACCCAGUCCUGGGAAACUUGCUUGCCUAUUUACAACAUCUUUAUUUACCAUGUUGUAGGGUGUAGGUAGAAAUCAACACACACACACACAAUUUUGCGAACAAUUUAUUUCAUUGCACUGGAAACAUUUUCUUUCUUAUCUUUAUUGUGCCUGACACAGACCCCCCCCCCCCGAUGCCAAUCCAUGGAUCCCAUGUUAAGAACCCCUGCUCUAGAUAGAGGCAUAGUAGCCAACUAACUCUCUGGUGUAUGUUUCUUGGCCAGGUGUGUGCUAGUACUGUUCAAAAGUGAGCACAGACCAGCACAAUCGGCACAUACACGACCACGGAUCCCCGUGCUAUUUUUGGCACCACAAGGAGGCAGGGCAGGCUGGUGCAUGCAGUAUCUUGGAAUGAUUGGGAAUUGCCUGUCCUACUCUAGGGCUGAUCACCUGCUUUGACAUGGCCUUCUCAUGUUCUGCUGUUAGCUCAGUGGUAUGCUGUUAAGUUAGAGCACUGGCUUGUCUAGUCAACAACAGGUGCUAAUGCAAGCAGUGACCAUGUUUCUCCUUGACCAGUCUUCCACUGUUGGAACUGGAGAAGGAAGUCAUCACUUAACUUACUACCAGCAUCACAAGCCCUACUGAAACAGUUAGUGUCUGUCUCCCAUUCUGCUACUCUUAUGCCAUUCCAAAUCUACUGCCUCACUUUGCCUUAUGGGAGGAUCAGGUGUGUGUGUGUGUGUGUACAUAGCUUGACUGCAUGCCAGAACACCUGCUUUCCUUGUAGACAGCCUGGAGGACAAAAAGAGGAUAGAGCUGGACCUACGAGCCCUGGAACUGGCACGUUUGGAGGAAGAGUGUCGCAAGGCCAAAGCCAUGGCAAUAGCUGACUUUAAUCGAGCCCAGGUACCACCUUCCUAUAUUAAUUAGCUAUUCAUCUGCAUCAUUCUUCAACCUCCAGAUGUUUUGGACUCCCAACUUCCAUCAUCCCUGAUCACUGGGCAUGCUGACCAGGGCUAGUGGAAGUUGUAGUGCACACAUGUGGAGAGUACCAAGUUGGGAAAGGCUGGGCUAGAAAGACAUGAGCACAAGGCUUUAGAUGCAACAGCAUCCCAUCUACUCCUUUCCCAAACCAGGCUGCAGAGGUUGCUGAGCAGCAGCGUCUGGCCCAGCAGCGUGAGCAGGACAAUAACUAUGCAGAAAUCUACAACCACCUGACAGGUGACCUCCUGACAGAAAACCCUGACAUCGCCAAAAGCCUUGUGGGCCCACACCAUGUGAUCACGGACCGCUGGAAGGGGAUGACCUCUGCAGAAGUGGAGGCUGUGCGGAAAGCACAGGAGGAGCAGUGUAAGGAGAAGCAGGCAAGUGGCGGCAUAGCUGAUGCUGCAGCAAGAAAGCUUGUGAGUUACACAAGUUCCUUCGUAACUAAUUCAACUAAGAGGGUGUCCAGAAAAUGGUGGGAAUGUGCUGACAUGGGCAAUACAGAUGAGUAUCAUAGAAUCAUAGAAUCAUAGAGUUGGAAGAGACCACAAGGGCCAUCGAGUCCAACCCCCUGCCAAGCAGGAAACACCAUCAGAGCACUCCUGACAUAUGGUUGUCAAGCCUCUGCUUAAAGACCUCCAAAGAAGGAGACUGCACCACACUCCUUGGCAGCAAAUUCCACUGUCGAACAGCUCUUACUGUCAGGAAGUUCUUCCUAAUGUUUAGGUGGAAUCUUCUUUCUUGUAGUUUGGAUCCAUUGCUCCGUGUCCGCUUCUCUGGAGCAGCAGAAAACAACCUUUCUCCCUCCUCUAUGUGACAUCCUUUGAUAUAUUUGAACAUGGCUAUCAUAUCACCCCUUAACCUCCUCUUCUCCAGGCUAAACAUGCCCAGCUCCUUUAGCCGUUCCUCAUAAGGCAUCGUUUCUAGGCCUUUGACCAUUUUGGUUGCCCUCCUCUGGACACGUUCCAGUUUGUCAGUGUCCUUCUUGAACUGUGGUGCCCAGAACUGGACACAGUACUCCAGGUGAGGUCUGACCAGAGCAGAAUACAGUGGCACUAUUACUUCCCUUGAUCUAGAUGCUAUACUCCUAUUGAUGCAGCCCAGAAUUGCAUUGGCUUUUUAGCUGCCGCAUCACACUGUUGGCUCAUGUCAAGUUUGUGGUCAACCAAGACUCCUAGAUCCUUUUCACAUGUACUGCUCUCAAGCCAGGUGUCACCCAUCUUGUAUUUGUGCCUCUCAUUUUUUUUGCCCAAGUGCAAUACUUUACAUUUCUCCCUGUUAAAAUUCAUCUUGUUUGUUUUGGCCCAGUUCUCUAAUCUGUCAAGGUCGUUUUGAAGUGUGAUCCUGUCCUCUGGGGUGUUAGCCACCCCUCCCAGUUUGGUGUCAUCUGCAAAUUUGAUCAGGAUGCCCUUGAGUCCAUCAUCCAAGUCAUUGAUAAAGAUGUUGAAUAAGACCGGGCCCAAGACAGAACCCUGUGGCACCCCACUAGUCACUCUUUGCAUAAUAUGCAAGGUGUGUGUAAACUAGGUGGCAAUCCAUUACCUGUCCAGAGCACAGUGGAGCUAAGUAACAUGGAAUGCUUUCCCUUGUAAGCUCAAGAAUGGUCCAUUAUGUAGGAGAGAAGAGAGCAGCAGGUACAUUGGCCUAAGCACAGCCCUUGUCUAUGCAUUUUAAGAGCAUUUUCCUUAUUGUGGGAUUCAACUAAGUUAUUGCAUGCAUGGAAUGAGGGCCGCACACGCGGUGGGACCCCAUCACCCCCUAAAUCUGCUUUGCAGAGUUGGAGGAACCCCCAAAGUAGGUUUAGGGGGCACACAGGGGAAGGAGAUGGGAAGUCCUGUUGCGCAAGCAGACCUUGUUCUGUGCACACCCACCCCACUUGGUGCUAUGUUGAAUUCCUCUGUUAUGCUUGGGGGGGGGGUUUUACAAAAUUUUGGAUGGUGUUUCUUUCCCAGAUGAAAGAUCAGAGUCUUAUCUUUCCCUCCUUCUGAGCUUCUAAUGGUACUUUCCUAUGCCAGUAGGAAGUGACAGAUGUAGGCAGCUGGAAUGUUACAAAGGUUCUGUUUCCCUCUCAAUAUAUAUAUAAAAUAUAAAUCACAGUUCAAAAUACAAAAUAUAAAUCACAGUUCAGCUUUUACAUUGCUUAACUCAAGAACACCUUACAACAGCCCUGUAAGGGAGGACAGUACCAACUCCAUAUUAACAUUUGAGGGGGUUAGGUAACGGUUGAGAGAACAGUGGCUUGUGAGUUUGUAGCAAGAGUAGAGAUUUUACCCAGGGGUGAAAUAGUUUUCACUUCUAUCAGCCGCAUUAUGCCUGAGCCUAUACUCUCCCACUCUAUUAGAGGCUGCGGGAAGAAGAGCAGCAGAGGGAGGCUGAAUGGGACCGGCAGCGGGAGUUGGCUGGCCGUGCCGCCAUGGAGAUGGAGCAGCAGGAGCAGAAUUUCCGCCAGCAGCUGAGGAAGAGCCUGGAUGCCUACAACCAGGAUCUGGCGGAUGCACAGAAGUCCAAGUGAGUAGGCCAAGGAUGAAAGAUUCCUCCCUGCCCCCGGAAGGUGGAAAUGAGGCAGCCUCCUCAGGUAGAGAAUUGCAGGUACCCUGAAGGACAGGCUGAGCUUUGUCUAGAAGCACCACCACCUGCACUCAAUGCCUUUCUUCCCCCUAAUCCUUACUGCUCUUUGUUGUGAUCCAGAGGUGAGGGAGAUGCAUUAGGCACAUAUUCAGAGGCAUUUUCAUCUUUUCUUCCUAGGUUACGUCCUGCUACUGAAAACAGACGCCAAGGCUGACUCUUCCUUGGCACUAAUGAAGUGACAAACAUUUCCACUGAACACACUUCUGUUCUUUGUUUUACAGUUUACAGUAUAUGGAGAAAGAGGUCUACUCCAAUGUACCCACAGCCCAGUACCACUUGCAGUUUAACACUAGCAGCCGCUGACUGAAGCAAAACAAACCCAGUUCCAAAUCUGGCUGGAAUGAAGGCUUUGCUUUCAGUAAAGUAUUUUUUGUGCAGUAUUUACAAAGGGAGUCAUCUGCUGGCUGUAAUGUAGAAUUACAAGGACAAAGCAACUGAUGUUUGUUAGACCAUAGUUUCCAUGUUAUUGCCUGAAGACUGCUCCACGUGGAUGUCUAUACCAGUGUAAAAUGUUGCCCAACCACAUGGCAAGCUACUUUGCAUAAAUGUCUUACCAUAUGAUUGUUAAGUGAAGUGUAGAGUGAACUGGCUUCCCUAAUGUGUGAAUGGGUCCUCGGAGAAGAGAAUGAGAGUGAGGGGCUAGGGUGGUUUGUUUUGCACACACAUCACAGAACAGAGUGCCUUAACAACAGAAUGUGGAACUCCAAGGGAACAUCUCUAUACAGCUUUUCCUCAGGAUCAGGUGCUAGUAUUUCUGGGAUCUGUAGGUGGUUUAGCUCAGAAUGGUUUGCUUAUCCACAACAGCCAAGAAAUACAAGAUCAAAGCCACUGGGGCAAACUGCACGGUCAGCUUCUUGCUCUCAACAGGGACUAAAGAUUAUUUUAAGAAUUCAUAAAUUCUUAAUAUAAAAUAUCUAAGAAGUGAACAAGUCUAUAUAAAAUACAUUAUGUUCUGAACAGCCUUGUGAUCUUUGGAUGAAGGGUGGUAUACAAACAUACACCUCAUCAUCAUUGCCAUACAAUAUAAAGUAUAAUAAAACCCCUUUAUUGUAUGUUAAUGCCUGCAAGCUAAAAACAAAUUCAGCAGGGCCUGACCAUACUUGCUGGUGCUUGCAGUUAUGCAGUAGCAAGACUAAGGCUGGAGUCCAGAAAGCCACUCUGCCCCCAUAAACUGCGAUUCUCAGCUUUCAUGGGCAGCAACACUAUCUGAUACACAGCUUUUCCUGGCUACAGAAGUCUGGUAUCUGAGUUUUCUAAUUCAAAAACCAGAGAACAGGCAGUAUAAACUGGUUGUGGUCAUAGCCAGGGUAUAGGACUUCACUGCCCCACACUAACAUACUCCCCUCUAACUACCACUCUUCCUUUCAUACUUCCUGACUUGCUUUGCUACUCCACACUACUACUGCUAUUCCCCCCCCCCAAGAGCUCUAAAUAAUUUGAAAGCUUUAGAAAUAAGUUGCCUACUUUAUUUGCACAAUUUGUUUUAAUAAGACUUUGCUUUCCUUCACUCUCAGAUUUGUGUGUGUGUGUGUUGCACAUGCAUGUUAUCCUCAUCACAGACUGAGUAAAAGAGACAAAGAAGAUCAACACCAAACAGAAUCACAGGUGUCUUUGGUAGUAAAACAGAGACAGGGCUCCUGGAUUGCAUUGCAAAUUUGGAACAGGGACUUAUUAGUGGAUUAGAAGACUAGAGCAUAGGGUUUUCUAGAUUGUCCCACUAGCAAGGGAUGAGAAGACUCAUACAGCAAGAGAAGAGGAGCAUACAAUUAAUUCAUUAUAGUCCAUUUAUUAUAGUCCAGAUGUUAAUCAUUUGCUUUUGCUAACCUAGAUUCCAGCUGAGGAAGCAUAGCGGAGGCAGCUGUAAUCAUCAGCAGAUUCAAAAGUACCAUGAUUAUGGUCCAGUGGGCAGAGAAACAAUCCCUGACUUGUGAUGGGGAAGCAAACCCUCUCGCUCUUCCAGGGCCAAGCUUACAGUUCAGGGCUGCAUUCGGAUAGCCCCAUCAAGCCGGAUCACCUCACCAUUGAGCAUGGGGUUCUCCACUAUGCAUUGCACCAGGUGGGCAUACUCCUCCGGAGCACCAAGACGACUUGGGAAGGGCACCUGCCGUGCCAGGAAUGUCCUCACUUUCUCAGGAAGUGAUGCCAGAAGAGGUGUUGCAAAGAGACCUG